UUCCGUCUUCUAUAAAUCUCUCCCACACUCCACUCUUGGCUCUCUCACACACAAACAAACUACCUCCCUUCCACUUCUGCAAGAGCUAGAUAGAGCCGCAAGAUGUCCAGCAGAAGGUCCAGGAUCUCAGAGGAGGAGAUCGCUGAACUCCUCUCCAAGCUCCAAUCUCUUCUCCCGGAGGCCCGCCGGCGAGGCACGAGCAGAGCUUCAUCUGCGAAGCUACUGAAAGAGACAUGCAACUACAUCAAGAGCCUGCACCGGGAGGUCGACGACCUUAGCGACCGCCUCUCGGAGAUGAUGGCGACCAUGGACAUGGACAGCGCACAGGCCGAGAUUAUAAGGAGCCUCUUCCGUCCGUGAGCUGAGAUAUACAACCCAGGGAAAGAUCGACUUACUUACACAUGUUUCACGCAGUGUGAUCUAUCCAAGCUCUCGUAGGACUAAAGAUAACACUGGCUAUCUUUUAAUGUACAUUUUCUCUUUGAGGUCUGGCUCGAGUUGCUUCGUCUAUAGACAACCAACCGACCACUAUGAAAAGCAUUCAUGUCCUUCAUGCAGUUCCUACUCGAUUAAUUACUGCUAUAUUUUGUUUAUUGCUUC
This is a messenger RNA of Musa acuminata subsp. malaccensis (wild Malaysian banana), 600 nucleotides long. The record is from RefSeq and is a predicted model, not a curated record. Lineage: Eukaryota; Viridiplantae; Streptophyta; Magnoliopsida; Zingiberales; Musaceae.